AUGGCUUACGAUUUGAGUGUCGCGACUGCACGAAAUCCUCUGAUCGCGAUCACAGUCUUCGUAGCGAUUGCAAUUGCUACUACUGCUUUGCGGUUCGAAGCAAGGCGGAUGAGAAAAGUUCCUUUGGCGGCUGACGAUUAUCUGCUACUUGCUGCUCUUUUCUGUUUAUUCAUUAGUGUAGGGGAUCAGUAUGCUUGUGUCAUUGCGGGCGGAGUUGGACGACACACAGUGGAUGUCGACCCCUUAGAUGUAGUGAAGACAUUGAAGCUCAUCCUCCCAUUCGAAGCGCUAUACGGCAUUACCCUCUGCCUAAUCAAGAGCUCUAUCAUUUGCUUCUACUUCCGAAUAUUUGGAAACACGAGAUCUUUCCGUAUAUCCGCAUACGUUGUACUCGCUUUCAUUGUUUGCUGGGCUUUGAGUGUCGUCCUCGAAACAUUCCUGCUCUGCCGACCAGUAGCGUAUAAUUGGGAUACCAGUAUCAAAGGAACAUGCGGAGAUAGAAACACUGUCUACGUCUCUGCUGGAGCAUUGAACGUGAUUACUGAUUUCAUGGUCAUGUCCCUACCAGUACCCCAUAUUCUCACCCUCCAACUCAAAAUGAAGAAAAAACUUGGUCUUCUCCUUAUGUUCUCUCUUGGACUUUUCAUAACAAUCAUAUCUAUCAUCCGUAUCAAAUCCCUCCAAGUAAUAUCUUUUACCGACCCCACCUAUACCCUCCCCAUGGGCCUUCUCUGGACCACACUUGAGCCCUGUCUCUGUAUCAUCAACGCAAAUCUACCAAUGGUUCGCACCUGCCUCGCUACAUAUGCCCCAAAAGCCUUCGGCUCGACCAACGAUCAAACUUCGCGCAAAACACCGCUUCCAGGACAGAGUGGGAGUAGAUCAGAUCCUUUCGAUUUGAUCAGAGAUGAUAGAUUCGGAGCAACCGAUAUUAAGCUGGGACAGAUUGGCACGGAAAGUAGGAUUCAUGCUGGGAGGAGGAGUCAGCCACUUGGAGAUAGUGAUAGUGAGAGGUAUUUGACGAAAGGAGAUAACCAUAUCCAUGUAGGAAGGAGUGUGGAUGUUGAGUCGCUUUAA
Mollisia scopiformis is the source of this 1077-nucleotide messenger RNA. RefSeq lists its product as uncharacterized. The transcript has 8 exons. Lineage: Eukaryota; Fungi; Ascomycota; Leotiomycetes; Helotiales; Mollisiaceae. The coding region runs from base 1 to 1077 and encodes 358 amino acids. The record is from RefSeq and is a predicted model, not a curated record.